GUAAGAAGACCCCAAUGACAGACUAACACCAGUGGCAGCCAUGCCUUAAUUGGAAGGUCCCCAAAAGCCCAAUUCCAAUCCCAGAACACCCACUUCUCUGUUACUCCCAAAAUCACGAGCAUCGAACUUACAGCACAAGAAAUUCCUUUCUUGACAGAUGACAGUCUAAUAGUAGUAUAAAAAUUAAGCUCAAUCUUUCCAUUUUCCUUUUCCCAAUCCCUCUCUCUCUCCUCAUUGUCGUCUUCCCAAAAUUUUCCUGCUACACAAACAUGUAAGUACCGAGAGCAAACAGACAUCGGAGAGCCAAAAAAUGAAGCCAACAUUUGGUACUAGCUCAACGGUUAUUUGCUUAGUAAUCUUUUUCGCAUUCGGCUUCGCUUUUUUGAUAUAUACCGACACAAUUCAAUUCGAUUAUAAGUCGAGAUUACCCCUACUCGAUCUGCGCUCAAUUUCCUCUGCUCCCUGCCUCACUGGAUCAUCUGCGCCUCUACGUGUUUACAUGUACGAGCUGCCCCGGAGGUUCCACGUCGGAAUGAUGCAGAAAGGGAAGCACGUUGAUGAUAACGCAGCCGUGACGGCGGAUAAUCUUCCGCCUUGGCCGGAGAGGUCGGGGCUGAGAAAGCAGCAUAGUGUGGAGUAUUGGAUGAUGGCUUCCUUGUUGUAUAAUGCCAAUGGUGACGAGGAGAAUGCAACCACCGCGUCUGGGGAGGCUGUUAGGGUUUUGGAUCCGGACUCUGCUGACGUCUUCUUUGUACCCUUUUUUUCUUCUUUGAGUUUCAAUAUUCAUGGUCAUACAAUGACUGAUCCGGAGACGGAAAUAGAUAAGCAAUUGCAGGCUGACCUUAUUGAUAUUUUAAGAAGAUCCCAAUACUGGCAGAGAUCUGCAGGUAGGGACCAUGUAAUUCCAAUGCAUCAUCCGAAUGCUUUCAGAUUUCACCGAGGUCAACUGAAUGAUACAAUUCUGAUUGUGGCUGAUUUUGGCCGCUAUCACAAAAGCUUGGCUAAUCUGAGGAAAGAUGUUGUGGCUCCUUAUGUACACAUAGUGGAUUCUUUUGUGGAUGACAACUCUCCUGAUCCCUAUGCAUCUCGUGAAACACUUCUUUUCUUUAGGGGAAAGACUAUUAGGAAAGAUGAGGGAAAGAUCCGUGCUAAACUGGAACAAGUUUUGGCUGGCUAUGAGGAUGUCAUUUAUGAAAAGAGUGAUCCAACUGGGGAAGGCGUAAAUGCUUCUAUCCAAGGAAUGCAGUCAUCGAAGUUCUGCCUAAAUCCAGCUGGAGACACUCCAUCAUCUUGCCGCCUUUUUGAUGCCAUUGUUAGCCAUUGUGUUCCUGUCAUUGUGAGUGACCACAUUGAGCUUCCCUUUGAGGAUGAGUUGGACUACAGCAAGUUCUCAAUUUUCUUUUCUGUCAAAGAUGCUCUAAAACCAGACUAUAUGGUUUCUGAGCUCCGCAAAAUUUCAAAAGUAAAAUGGGUUGAAAUGUGGAGGUGGCUAAAAAUAAUUUCUCACCACUUUGAAUACCAGUACCCUCCAAAAAAGGAAGAUGCGGUCAACAUGAUAUGGAGACAGGUGAAGCAUAAAGUUCCUGCUGCAAAUCUUGCUGUGCACAGAAGCAGGAGAUUAAAGGUGCCUGAUUGGUGGAAAUAGUUUAACACGAUCUCUUAUUUGUUUGUACAUUUCGCACACAAAUGUGAUAGCAGCAGUGAUUGAAGGACAAUAGGCGAGACAGAGAUGGGUCAAAGUUGAGGAAUCAGCCACAAAUGUUGUAGAGAACAAACUAUUUCUUAGUCUUGUCUGCCUGCAGAUUAGUGUAAUUUCUAGUGGACCAUUGUUGUAUGAUUUCUAGUGCUUUGAUAGUUUAGGCGAGCCUUGUAAGUGUACAUUGGCUCCAUAUUUUUCAUGCGGGAUACUGUAACAAUCAAAUCUGAGUUGAAUCAAUCAUUGGGAGCUCGUUGGAGGCUUUUGUGCUGCUUA
Messenger RNA from Coffea eugenioides, 1972 nucleotides. RefSeq names its product probable arabinosyltransferase ARAD1. The record is from RefSeq and is a predicted model, not a curated record. Lineage: Eukaryota; Viridiplantae; Streptophyta; Magnoliopsida; Gentianales; Rubiaceae. Gene Ontology annotation, molecular function: glycosyltransferase activity. Bases 311 to 1645 code for a protein of 444 amino acids. The transcript is spliced from 4 exons.